Messenger RNA from Haliotis rubra (blacklip abalone), 1070 nucleotides. RefSeq lists its product as uncharacterized. The record is from RefSeq and is a predicted model, not a curated record. NCBI's taxonomy places the organism in Eukaryota, Metazoa, Mollusca, Gastropoda, Lepetellida, Haliotidae. The transcript is spliced from 2 exons. The coding region runs from base 94 to 999 and encodes 301 amino acids.
UUUCAUUGGUUGACAGCAGGGAAUACCUCCAUUGUUGAUGCAACGGUGUAAACAAUGUGAUAAGGCUGUUGGUAUCAAUAAGUACCCACUGUCAUGGCCGGAAACGACGACGAUACUCCACCAACGUACAGUGAGGCCGUGCAGGUGCUUACACGUGAAAUCCGGCACAAAUAUGGAAUCGACGCAUCUGACGUAGGGCGGGCGUUUCUGAUGAGCAACUCAGAUGUUGUCGCUAUAUUCCCACCUAACGAAGACGACGCCGGAAAUCAUGGGCGCUGCGUGAACCAGUCUCCAUCUGCAGUGACAUCACCCACGUCUCCGAAAACGGGCAGCGUACCGGGCGCCUCGGCAACACCAGCACAUCCUGCCUCUGAGAUCAACUCAACGAGUGCCCACCAAAGAAAUAUAGUCCCUGACUCAGGUCAGUCAGACAUUCGACCCCAAGGACAAUUUCGACAUCUUGUUCAGGAUCCUUUGGGCGUACUUGAUCAAAAGUCACGUGUACACAGCUCAUACCAUGUUCAUCCGGGUAACUCUAGAAUAGACAAUGGACGGACCAAUCAGGUUUCUAAUGUGUUACCCAAUCAGCCAAUCCGGGUGGUUGAAUAUCCUCUACCGGUCAGCUUUGAACAUGACUAUCAAGAAAUUCCGCAUAACUGCACACAGACCGAUAUUACCUGGGACGCUCCUGCUAACGCUGACUUGUUCGAGGAUUUAAUCUACAGUUUACAGAUAAUGGUUUUACGCGACUCGCAGGUAGUGAUUAGCUGGGAGAAUCUUGCAGAGUGCACGAAUAACCAGAUUCGGGUUUACAGGCUUGGAGAGAUGGUUAUGAUAAACAGAAAACGUUACAGAAGACUGUUUGGCAACCCCCCGAAACCGUUUGGGGUUGAUAUAAAACUGAGAAUCAGAGCUGAAGGAGUCCCAAAGGACUUGGAAGUGACGAGAAGGGUGGUUUGGAGUGAAAUUAAUUUACGAUUGUGGCGAGAAACAUCGUGAUUCAGUAAAAGAGUGAAGGAUCUACCAGUAAUCAAUGUAUGUCUGUGAUAUUAAAAUUGUCCAGUACGUAA